Branchiostoma belcheri (Belcher's lancelet) is the source of this 643-nucleotide messenger RNA. RefSeq names its product putative apolipoprotein(a)-like protein 2. The record is from RefSeq and is a predicted model, not a curated record. The coding region runs from base 326 to 643 and encodes 105 amino acids. The transcript is spliced from 2 exons. Lineage: Eukaryota; Metazoa; Chordata; Leptocardii; Amphioxiformes; Branchiostomatidae. Gene Ontology annotation, molecular function: endopeptidase activity; signaling receptor binding.
CUCAAUCCCCCUGCUGCCGAACAUGACUUGAGAGACUCCCGGUGCCUUACAUCACCGGAAACACACCUGUCUCCGACAACCUUCUCUGUGAGACGGUUGAGAAGACAGCCGCCCGCACUUGAACCCUUCAAGCCGGUUGUUGCCGGAAUUCAACAGCCUCUAGACCUGACUUCUAGGUACAGGUACGGGGCUCGUCCCCUCUUCAAACGGCGUCUACAUAUUUACAGCUGUCAUACAGGUAGAUUUACUUGUGAGAGUUUUACUUAAACCAGAGAGCACUGAAAGAAGCCUUCCCCGGACGGUGUUAGGCAGCCUAGGGACCAAGAUGCGGUCUGCGGCGGUUCUGUUGUUUCUCGCGGGCGUCUUGGCAUCGACUACCGGCAACGAAGAAUCCUGCCAGGUAGGGAAAGGGCAGGCCUACCGAGGGACCACAGUCUCUGUCACCAACACGGGGAAGACGUGCCAGCGCUGGGACAGUCAGUCACCGCACUCACACAACAAGAAGCCUGAUAGAUAUCCGUCAUCCGGACUGGAGGACAACUACUGCCGGAAUCCGGAUGGCGAACCCGGAGUGUGGUGCUACACCACGGAUCCCGAGACCAGAUGGGAGCUGUGUGACGUACCGUACUGUGGUAAGGUUUGA